AUGCCACCCAAUGCGGCCAAGCAGCCGAGGCUUCUGGGAGUUGAAGUCCUAAAGCCCGGAGGAGGAGAAAAAGGAACCGGCGGCUUCGGGGAGUUUCGUUCUUGCGUCCCUUCCGAGCAGAAGCUUCUCGACGGGCAUGGAAAGCGGCGGCCGGGGCCGAGGAAAGCUCCGCCUGAAGCGCAAGAGGCCGGCGGAGGCGGAGAGGCCUCGCCCUUCCCGGCCCCGUAAGUCAUUCCCAAGCCCGGCCCAAGGCUCACGGAGUCCGAACUGCCCGGUCCUGGAAGACGUGGUCGGCCUCCCCACGUUCCUCCCAAAGCAGAGGUCUCAACGGAACUUCCCGGCCACAAAACCGGAAACAUUUCACGCCGGAACGCAAACGUUUCCGUGGUUUCCGUUCCCGCUUUACCGACGGCCAGGUGCCCAAAACCCUGGAAACGAGACAGACGGCGGGAGAGAAAAGCACGGAGACGAGAACCCCAAAGAAAAGAUCUCGGAAACGACACUUCCACAAAGUCAUCGAAAAGAGUCUGAACGAGGUUCUGCCCAGGGCGAAAUGGAAAACAAGCGUGAAAAUGGAAAUAAUAAUGGAAAUAAUACACAGCAUGGCACUGGCUCAGUCUUAAAAUUAGCUCAUUCUGUUUGUGUCGGUGGAGAAGGAAAAACAGAGGAAAUACAACUGGAAAAGUGUCCUCUGUGUCAGAUGCACUUCACCGGAAACUGGUCCCAACUGGAGAUUGACAGCCAUCUCGCUCAAUGUUUAUCCGAAAGUACAGACGACGCGUGGUAAAAAAGACAACAAUAUUAACUAUGAAAAUUCUCCGAUCGAGAGAUAUAUAUUCAGACGACACAAAUCAAGAGCGGCCACGUAUUUCGCCGAGCGAAAAACCAUUUCGUUUUCUCAUUGAAGACUUUAAUAGAUGUGCAAAGAAUAUAAACAAUCGUCGUUGUUGACCGGUUAGUAAUUAAUAAUUACCAUCUGUUGUUGUAUUAUUAUUAUUUUUUGCACAAAUAAAACUCGGCAAAAGAUCUCAACUAGUCCAUUCAUGAUACAAAACUACAAGAACAUAGUUGACCGUUGUACAAUCAUAUUUUUUUUUUGUGUGUUGUUGUCGUCUCAUUUACAUCUCAUUUACAUACCGAGACAAAUGAUAUCGUUUCGCCGGGAUCCCGUUUUGCAAUAUAUUAGGACUUUGGAAGAAAAGAAAAA
This is a messenger RNA of Anolis carolinensis (green anole), 1207 nucleotides long. It is a transcript of the gene faap20, whose product is annotated as FA core complex associated protein 20. The record is from RefSeq and is a predicted model, not a curated record. Gene Ontology annotation, molecular function: ubiquitin binding. The transcript has 3 exons. The coding region runs from base 137 to 787 and encodes 216 amino acids. NCBI's taxonomy places the organism in Eukaryota, Metazoa, Chordata, Lepidosauria, Squamata, Anolidae. Gene Ontology annotation, cellular component: Fanconi anaemia nuclear complex.